Messenger RNA from Chara braunii, 3173 nucleotides. Lineage: Eukaryota; Viridiplantae; Streptophyta; Charophyceae; Charales; Characeae. The record is from the annotation of a GenBank genome assembly.
UUCGGUUGGUCUUCCUGACAGGCUGUCCGGUCGGCAAAGGAGGGUGUUUCCUCUUUCGCCGGUCGUGUGAAACUGUCCAGGUGGCCGCCCAGGUCGGCGGUAGGUUUCUUGCUCUUCUCAUCCGUCCACGUCCUCGUGGACUCCUAGCGUCAGCGGAGGAGUGAAUCGCCAGCGACGCCGCGGGAUCUCCGCAAGAGGAAAAGGCGGCAAAAACGUCUCCUUUUCUUUGGCUCACGGUGCCUUGAUUGAUGAGCUCGCUGAGUAACCGACCUUAGAUAGGACUGACUACGGUAGGAACGACUCUGAUUAAUUGCCUAGUCCGCGUGAUGAACGUGAGAGGACGUUGCAGUGAUGGGACAAAUGAUAAUGAUGAUGGGACUAUGCAGUGAUGGGAGCGGCAUGUCCCUUUUGCCCUCCAGGGCACACUCGCACACUUGCACUUUCCUGCAGGGGCUUGAGCGUAAUUGUAAGAAAAACCCUACGUUGAAUUGAUUUGGCUGUAAAGUCCCAGUUGCUAGCUGCGAUGUACCCACAGUUUGCAGUUCGGCGGGCGGAUUCAGAGGCGGCAGCGACGGCGAGGGGGAUCAUCAUCGCAGUCAAGCAGCGGAAGUGGAGGAGCAGGUGAGGAUCCUGUAGUGCAGAUAUUGUGUCCCUUGGCGUGUAUUGUGGCUUGGCAGAGGUGAGGGUUGACUGAGACAUUGGACAGAGGGCGAUGGGCUGGAAAGGCAGGAAGGAGAGUUUGUGACCUUGGGGGGCAUGGGAAGUAUAUGUGGGGUAGUCGGUCGUUUGAACGACAAGCUACCUUCCUGUUGGGUAAUCAGUUCUCCUUUCAGAUGCGUCGAUGAAAGUGAGGAGGAGUAACAGAGCUAAGGAGGGAGAGGGCACGUUCGGGUGGGGCUGAAAGGACAAGCACAUGUAAUCAGAUGUCCAUUCGGAUGCGUUGAUGAAAGUGAGGAGGAGGAAGAGAGUAAGGAGGGAGAAGGCACCUUGGGGUUGGGCUGAAAGUAGGAGGAAGAGGAUGAGGGAAAGGGAGAGCAGGAUCUGCUAAUCUUAAGGUUGAGCUGGUGUGCGACAGCGCAGCAGAAGGUCAGGGGGGGGGGGGGGGGGGGGGGGGGGGGGGGGGGGGGGGGGGGGGGGGGGGGCGCGCGGCCGCGCGGGGCACGUGGGAUUAAAGGCGGGCCCGAGGAGUAGAAGAAGGAGGGGGGUAUACGAGUCGUCGGCCGGAUGGCGUCUGGCACAGAUCGACGCUCGGGGACGCAGAAACGUCCUAAAGGGUCUUUGUCAAGAUCAUCAUCCAGGGAUGAUGUCCGUAAGAGAGCGUCCAGGAGCCAUUCGGAGAAGUCCGCUGCGAUCGAGGAAUUGGAGCUAGAGAUCGAAGAGCUAAAGAACAGGCAAUUGAAGGAGAGAGAAGGGCUCGCGAUCACAAAGAGACCCUUUCACACUCUCAUGUACUGCUGUUUGGCUCUUUAUGAGUACACGGCGGAGACCGUAAAAUACCUUGCACGACAAAGAUUGCUGCAGUUUAGUGUUUUGCUAUCGCUUCUUGUUGGCGGGUCGUUGAUUGCAUUUGAUGGGCUGGAUCAUGAGUUUGUGGGCGAAGCCGUUUCAUAUUUGCGAUUUGUUGUUUGGUGGGUAGGACUUGGCGUGGCAUCCUCCAUUGGUCUAGGCUCCGGUUUGCACACAUUCGUGCUGUACUUGGGGCCACACAUUGCACAGUUUACUAUGAAGGCAACCCAGUGUGGACGAGUGGAUUUAAAGCAGGCUGUUUACGAUACGGCGCAUUGGGCCACAGAGUCCACAUGGGGUGGAAAGGAUUGCGAUGGAUUUGGUCCAGCUAUGUACCCACACUUUCCAGAGAGGCAUGGAGGUUAUAAAGUUCCGCUUUGGAUGGUGUUGAGACAGGUGCAACCUGAGGCUAUUCUCUGGGGCCUUGGAACUGCCCUGGGCGAGCUUCCUCCAUACUUCGUUUCCAGAGCAGCAAGGUUGUCGGGUCAGAGAAUUCAAGAGUUGGAAGAUUUUAGCAAAGAGGACCUUCCACAGUCGGGGUUCUUUUGGAGGAUCAAGUUAUUCAUUUUUAAGCAAGCGAGCAAUUUCGGCUUCUUCACAAUUCUUCUGUUCGCGUCGGUACCAAAUCCACUGUUUGACCUGGCAGGCAUAACCUGUGGACACUUCCUUGUGCCUUUUGUGAAAUUCUUCUCGGCGACCCUCAUUGGGAAGGCAAUAAUCAAGGCUCACAUUCAGACCCUUUUCAUCGUCCUUGCUUUCAAUGCCCAUUCUAUGGAAAGGGUCGAGGCAGGCCUCGUCUGGAUGAUGGGCCAUAUGCCUAUUGCUAGACAUGUCAUUCCAAGGAUCAAGCGAGUACUCAGUAAUGCCAGAAAUAAGUUCACUUCAACAUCAGAGGGGCAUUCAAAGAGUCCAUCAAAAUUCUCCUUCGCAGCUUGGUGGAACUGGUUUGUACUGCUAAUGCUUGCGGGAUUUAUCUUCUCGGCCAUCAGCUCGACGGCAAUGGGAUAUCUUAUGGAAAGACAUAAGCGGGAGAUGCAGGAACUCAACCGGAAGCUGAGGGAGUUGAAAGAGAGUAGCCCAGAGAGAGAGACACAUGCAGGUAGUAAUAACGGGCGAGGGAAUGGAAGGCCGCAACGGUAGUGGGGUCGAACAGGGAGUAUAGGGUCUCCUUGGAGUCGCGAUAGACUCCUUGGAGAAGGUGUCUUUUAGCCCCCUCCUCCUCGAUUGUGAGGUAUUGUUUGUCUCUUAUUCAUUUGUUUCUCGCCUGCUGCCCUCCGCUUCUAAACUGCCUCAGGUCUUUAGAAAUCCAUCCAACCAACUUGACGUGCUUUGUCCUCUGUAACCUAACCCCAUCUUUUGUUAUUUUUCUCACUUUUGCUGUCGUAGUCCUUCUCAGAAAACAGCACACGCCAGCGAUUCGUGCGCCAGUGUGUGUUGUGAUUGUGAAUCUUCGGUGAAGUCAAAAGUCUCCUCUAGGUCAUGCAGGGUGUGUUCCGGUUGUCCGUGUCUGUUUUUUAGCGUUCUCUGUCUUCUGUGUGCCAGGUCGUAUGCAGUUUUCUUCUUGGCAUUAGAUUGGUUGGGGAUAUGGGAGGAGAGGCGGGGGGAGCCUGGGAAGGGCGAUGCAGAAAUUUGUUUGACGAAAAACAAGAUAAAGAGGAAAGAGAUUU